Raphanus sativus (radish) is the source of this 2195-nucleotide messenger RNA. Its product is annotated as NEP1-interacting protein 1-like. The coding region runs from base 508 to 1218 and encodes 236 amino acids. The record is from RefSeq and is a predicted model, not a curated record. The transcript is spliced from 4 exons. NCBI's taxonomy places the organism in Eukaryota, Viridiplantae, Streptophyta, Magnoliopsida, Brassicales, Brassicaceae.
UGGUCGUGGUUUUGGUGCCGAUUUUAGGUCCGAGCUUAGGUGUUAAAUCAGUGGGCGGUUAUUAUUGAUCAAUAGUCGUGUUGUCAACAUCGAUCGAUCAUGUCAGGCAAACCCCUAGAUUUUUACUUCACCUACUUGAGGUUAAAAUAUCUCAAGCAGGCGACGACCUAAGGCUAAAUCUUUAAAUGCAAGUAGGUCACACUCACACAUCUGAUCUUCUCUCUUAAUAGCUAAGCAAAGAUUCAUUUCUCUAUUUCUUCCAUCUCCUUACAAAACUCUCUCUCUCUUUCUCUAUUGAAUAAUUUUCACUGCUCUGUUUUGUCUCUCUGUCUCUCUAUUGAAUAAGCUCCAUUACUCUGUUUUCUUCUUCCUCUUUCUAUUGAAUAAGCUCCAUUACUCUGUUUUUUUCUUCUUUGUAUUAUAUCUCAACUGAAUAACCCUCCACUGCUCUGUUCUCUUCCUGUUAUAUUCGGAAGGCUUAAUCUUUUUUGGCGUUCUUGAAGAAAAAUGGCAUCUUAUAGAUCCCAACCUGUGGGCUGCACACUCUCGCCGUGUCCCUAUCUCGGUAACUUCGUCGAACGGAUUAAAGACGCAUGUCGUUUCCUCGUCUCAGCUGUUCUAGGCACAGUUCUCUCGGCCAUCUUGACCUUCUUCUUCGCUCUAGUGGGCACAUUGCUUGGAGCAGUCACAGGAGCCUUAAUAGGCCAAGAAACAGAGAGUGGUUUCAUACGUGGAGCAGCGGUUGGAGCCAUCUCAGGAGCUGUUUUCUCCAUCGAAGUCUUCGAAUCAUCUCUUCUUCUCUGGAAAUCUAAUGAAUCGCGUUUCGGAUGCCUCCUCUACUUGAUUGAUGUCAUUGUCAGUCUUAUAAGCGGUAGACUUGUACGAGAACGCAUUGGUCCAGCAAUGCUAAGCGCGGUUCAAAGUCAGAUGGGAGCUGCGGAUGCAACUUUCGAUGAUCUUUCGAGCAUCUUCGACACGGGUGGCUCGAAAGGAUUAACAGUAGAUGCGGUUGAUAAAAUACCCAAAAUCAUAAUCACCGGGAGAAACAGCUUAGAUGCUUCUGGGAACAAAGACUCGUGUUCUGUCUGUCUUCAAGAUUUUCAGCUCGGUGAAACCGUGAGAAGCUUGCCACAUUGUCAUCACAUGUUCCACUUGCCUUGUAUAGACAAUUGGCUUCUCAGACACGGAUCUUGUCCAAUGUGUAGACGUGAUUUGUAAACCUCUCUCCCUUUUCUUACCAUUUUGCACAGUCUCUCUUUUCUAUAUGGCCGUGUUAGUCUUUUUUUUAUAUGUACAAACAAAAUGGAAAAGAAAAUAAGUUUUGAAAUUCGACCAAAUUCAUUUAAUAGAUUGUGUUGGCCUCACCAAACUUUUGAGUUUUUUUUGUCAACAUUCUUUAGUUGUGCGUGAAGUAAAGAAAUUGAAUUCUACGUGUGAAAGAUAGUAUCUUGCCAAAUCAUGUUUCUUGAUUAGGUUUGUUAAUUAGCUCUCUGACAUUUAACCAAACAUCAUUACUCACCUAACACGUAAUUGCAGAGACUUCUCUAGAGUUUGUUGUGAUUACAGUACAAAGCAACACAAUGAUUUAAAAGAUGUCAAAGUCUGUUUGGUUUAUAAAGAUCAGGAAUCCUGUGAAAAACCCUGUUUCUAUUUUUUUUUCAGUUUUGUGGAUUUAGUUAAACUCUGUCUCUACUCCUACAGGGACAAACUCUUCCCAGACACUAGAUCUUGCUCGCUUUGAGUGACUAAGAGUUUCAGCUGAUUGAGUAGGAUGAGUUUCACUUUGUGCUUGUCCUUGCGUUUCUGCUUCAUCCUCAUCAUCAAUCUCCAUCCGCUCAUUCUCAGCAUUAAGAACUGCUAUUGUUUCAAGUGUCUGUGAAUCCAUUCUGCAAAACCAGUCAAAGACUCAGAGAAGCUCGUUGAGUCGUUUCCACGGCUCGCUACGCAGGGAGUUGGUUCAAUAAGAAAGGGUGAGCUGUGAUGUGAGUAUUUGUAUGGUUUCUUAAUGAAGAAGAAAGGGAAUGAAGAUUCUCCUCUUUUGUUCUAUGAAUCGUGAUUUUGCAGAGUAGAGAACAUAUACAUGUACAUGUAUAUGUUCUGAUUUUGAGAUCUGAGAUUUGUGACUGGCCACGGGAAAAACAAAAAAAAUUAGGGUAAAGAGAAACCAAUAAAACGAUGUCGACAAUGUCGUUUCA